AUGGCUCGCCUACGCUCCACUGUCGUCGUCGCCGUGGUCGCCUAUCUGGCGUAUAGCGUGUUCUUCGCGAAGGACGGCCGACGCGAGAGACUCAACGAACAGUUGCGCCGCAAUAAGUGCGUCUACAACAGCGAGUUCCGCAUGACGCGUGACCAGAGACUGAUGAGCUUCUGCAAGGCCGUGUAUGACGUGGACGAGAGGGCGCUGGAAAACUGGACGUGCAGUUGGUGCCAGGAGCAUCACGCCAACUUUCAACUGCACAAGAUAAUCUACAAACGUAAAUUUAACACCAAAGCACUAGUGGGCUAUGACCCGGAGUUGAAUGCCACCGUACUGGCGUUCCGCGGCACCACGACUAACGACGUGGACACGAGCCUCUGGAACAAGAACUGGCUGCGGGUGAAUCUGAAUGGUUUGGAUUUCGGAAACACGAGCUGCGUGCCGCAUCAUCUUGGCAAGACGGUGCCGGGCCGUGUGUACUGCGGCUUCUACGAGGCGUACGUGGAUUUCCGUCGCAGCCUGCUGCGCGCGGUGAACGCGUCGCUGCAGCUGCAUCCCAACGCGCCGCUGUACGUGACCGGCCACUCGUUGGGAGGUGCUCUUGCGGCGCUGGCAACGCUGGACGUAAGACUGCGCCGCUUUCGCAAGCAGCCCAUCCUGGUGACGUUCGGAGCGCCGGAGAUGGCGGACCGUGCGUUCAGCACGUACUAUUCGUGUGCCAUUCGUCAGGCCCUACGCGUGUACAACCUGUUUGAUGUGGUGCCGUACUCUAUGGGCGAUAUCCUGAGAUGGCCACGGCAUGUCGGCAAGGCCAAGGUAUCCGACAAGAGUAUACAGCUCAGUCUCAAGCCUCACUAUAACUACCUGGGUGUCAACACGCAUACGUAG
Molecule: messenger RNA, 888 nt
Organism: Sycon ciliatum
Lineage: Eukaryota; Metazoa; Porifera; Calcarea; Leucosolenida; Sycettidae
Exons: 1
Coding region: 1-888 (295 amino acids)
Biological process (GO): lipid metabolic process
Source: RefSeq, a predicted model, not a curated record